CCGGGAUCCUAGGUUACGAACUCCUUCCGCCUCCAGUUACUGGCGAUCAGUGUUUGACGCCUCGGUUCUCAGGGUUUGAGCAAAGUAUUGGCUUUGUUACACAAACAAGAUCAAAGUUAAACUUUUAUCUGGGGAACAAGUGCACAGAGUGUUAAGGAAUGUCUGUUCAAGAAAUUGCAAUAAAUAAACAUGCAGUUCUUCCUCCUAUCAUUAGUAAUCAUGAUAAAGAAUUUUUGGAAAGAAUGCAAAGAUAUAUAAUUAUAGAAACGGAAAGAGUGGGCUGUACUGAUGAAGGACCAGCUGAUGAAUAUUUCAUCAUAUACCGAAAUGUAUUUGACAAGAUAAUAGAGCAUGUCACCGCAUACAAAACUAUUCUUACUUCAAUCAAGCAAGAAUAUGAUUCAUUCAUUGAGACAAUAAAGAAAGGCCAAAGAAGUGCAUUUUAUCUUCAUGGAAAGCUGAAAGUUCUGACAGCAGAGCCCACAACGCUAGUAUAUCAUAGGAAAAGAGUAGUCCAACUUGAAGCAAAGAUAAGGGUUAUUGAAGCUAAUUCCUCCAAAAUUCAAAUGCAGCUAAAGAAAUUAAGACAAGUUAGGAGAAAGGGCAUUGUAAAGGAAGGAAACUAUCUCACAACUACCAUAAAUCCUUCAAGGUCCAUUCCAGGCAUGACCCUAGCAGAAUCUCUCAAUCUAGAUUCUCUUAAUGAAUAUCUUAAGCGUCUUGAAGAAAAAUAUGAAGAAAUUAAACAUCAUAUGAUGGUAAAAUACAUCCCACACAUGAGAAAGGCUGACUUAGAUGAAGAAAAGAUCCAGGUAUUACAGAGGAGAGAUAUAGCUGAAGCAAUCAACAACGAUUUACGAUUUCGUCAUAGAAAAACAGAAAUGGUUUUAAGUGCAUUUUCUACUUGGAUACAAUCUGACAUGAGCAUUUCUUUUCAAGACUUCAUAACCCAAAUUAGUGAAACUCAGAGACUUUUACAAGAUGAUCAAGCACUUGUUGAGGAGUUACUUGAAGAAGACCCGAGCAAGGCAAAGGAAGCUGAAGUGUUACUCGACUACAUCGAAAGGUUCAACGAAUUGCUAGUAAAUGGUGAAUAUGAGUCUGCAGCUGUUUUUGCAGUGAACAGUCCUAGAGGAAUUCUUCGAAACAUAGGGACAAUGAGGAAAUUUGAGGAUGUUGGUAAAAUUAAAGGGAAAACUCUUCCUUUGCUGUUAUUCUUUGAGGCUCUUUUCAGUACAAGUCAUGCUGCUAAAAAACCUGUUAAUGCUCAUUUGACUCUGAAAGGAAUUAAAUGUGGAUUAUCUGAAAAACGGUUGGAUCUGGUUAUACAUUGGGUCACCCAGCAGAGAGUAACAUUUUCUGAAAAAGCUGGGGAUGUAAUUUGCCAGUAUGGGGAACAGAAUCCCUACAACAAGUCCAAGUGCCUAUCUUUAGCCCAGAUUAUCUACAGUGAAUGUGGUCUGCACAAGAAAGCUGUUCUUUGCCUAUGUCAACAGGGUCAGAUUUAUGGAGCCAUGGAAUAUAUAAAACAAUUCAAAAACUUUUCUUAUGAUGACCUUAUGGACAUAGUAAUAAUAUGUCCACAAAUUGAAUUAAUUAAUUGUCUUACUAGUGAAUGGAAGGGGGAACCACCACUUUUGUCUUUUUGUCUUAUUGUACUUCAUUUCUUCUCCACUGGAAUGAAAAAUUCUGGCUUAAGUCUGCUUCAAGAACUAGAUAAAAAUGAGAAGGAGGCAACAGAAAAACUUAUGACAUCUGAUCGAUUUUGUUCCUUAGAGGACUGGCAAGAACUGGCGGAUGUGUGUAUCCAUAACGGCUUUUGCAGAUUGUCCAAAGACAUCAUUUCCAUCCUUAGAUGUCAGGAAGGAGUAUCCGAAAUUCCUCCAGAUGGAGAAUUCAACAUAAUGGAACAUGUUUUUUGGUAGUUCCACCUCUUGAACAACUGAGGGAGCUCUAAAAAUAUUUUAUGUGUUCUAGUUGAGAAAAACAGCCUAAGUAUUAGUAACUUUGAAUAAAUACAAAUUGUUUAUU
This is a messenger RNA of Vombatus ursinus (common wombat), 2031 nucleotides long. RefSeq names its product clathrin heavy chain linker domain containing 1 (gene CLHC1). NCBI's taxonomy places the organism in Eukaryota, Metazoa, Chordata, Mammalia, Diprotodontia, Vombatidae. The record is from RefSeq and is a predicted model, not a curated record. The transcript is spliced from 12 exons. Bases 159 to 1925 code for a protein of 588 amino acids.